AUGAGCGUUAAGUUAUUUGCGAAGGCAGCUGAAAUUGCAUUUAAAAAAUGUAACAUUGAUAAGACCCCCACAGUUGCUUUACCGAAAAGGCAAAUUAUUACAGACGUAGCACCAGACAAACUUUUGAAAAGCUUUUGUGGGCUCUAUCCUAGUAAAAAAAAACCUUUCGGUUGUUUAAACCCUACACCAAAACCAAAUGAAAAGCCUCCAAAUGAAAAACCUGAACCAGAGAUUACACCUAAACCAGAUGGUAUACCUGAACCAGAAAAUACGCCUAAACCUGAUGAAAACCCUGAACCAGAAAAUACACCUAAACCAGAUGAUAAACCUGAACCAGAGAAUACGCCUAAACCAGAUGAUAAACCUGAACCAGAGAAUACGCCUAAGCCAGAUGAGAAACCUGAACCAGAGAAUACGCCUAAACCAGAUGAAAAACCUGAACCAGAAAAUACAUCUAAACCAGAUGAUAAACCUGAACCAGAGAAUACGCCUAAACCAGAUGAAAAACCUGAACCAGAAAAUACACCGAAAUCAGAUGAAAAACCUGAACCAGAGAAUACGCCUAAACCAGAUGAAAACCCUGAACCAGAAAAUACACCUAAACUAGAUGAAAAACCUGAACCAGAAAAUACACCUAAACCAGAUGAUAAACCUGAACCGGAGAAUACGCCUAAACCAGAUGAAAAACCUGAACCAGAGAAUACGCCUACACCAGAUGAAAACCCUGAACCAGAAAAUACACCUAAACCAGACGAUAAACCUGAACCAGAGAAUACGCCUAAGCCAGAUGAGAAACCUGAACCAAAGAAUACGCCUAAACCAGAUGAAAAACCUGAACCGGAGAAUACGCCUAAACCAGAUGAAAAACUUGAACCAGAGAAUACGCCUACACCAGAUGAAAAACCUAAACCAGGAAAUACACCUAAACCAAACGAGAAACUUAAAGCAAAGAAUACAACUAAUACCAAA
Molecule: messenger RNA, 969 nt
Organism: Brenthis ino (lesser marbled fritillary)
Lineage: Eukaryota; Metazoa; Arthropoda; Insecta; Lepidoptera; Nymphalidae
Source: the annotation of a GenBank genome assembly